This is a messenger RNA of Anopheles merus, 2250 nucleotides long. Its product is annotated as ubiquitin-conjugating enzyme E2 R2. The transcript is spliced from 6 exons. The record is from RefSeq and is a predicted model, not a curated record. Gene Ontology annotation, biological process: ubiquitin-dependent protein catabolic process; protein polyubiquitination. Bases 970 to 1689 code for a protein of 239 amino acids. NCBI's taxonomy places the organism in Eukaryota, Metazoa, Arthropoda, Insecta, Diptera, Culicidae. Gene Ontology annotation, molecular function: ubiquitin conjugating enzyme activity.
GAGUGUGCGCUGCGCUCGCUCGCACACAUCGUGCGGACCCAACAAAAACACUGUGUGCAAAGCGUAAUAGGGGCUGCUGCGUGCGUGUGUAUGCGUGUCACGGGACGGUUUUUGUGCAAUCCUGCAGCACGGGAGUCCCGGGUCGGGUAAAACAAAAGCGUGACGCUUGUGCACCCCCAAAAACACUCCCCAUUUGUUGGCUGCCGUCAGUGUUACGAGGGGUUUGGUCAGUUAGAUCGAUCAUCUUUCGCACUGUGCAUACGGAAAACCCAACGUUUGCUACGUUUUUUUCCAAUUCACUGUAAGAAAGACUUCCACCAGCGAACUGAGAAAGAGAAAGAGAGAGAGCGAGUUCGAACGGUGUGCGACUGACGUACUUUGCUAGAGCGGGACAGGGUGUGCACGAUCCGAGUCAGCAGACGCACGGACACAGAGCCGAUUGGAAGGGAAACGGCACCAAAUACGCGGCCAGCCAGCCAGCCAGCCAGCGAGAGAGAGAGCGUCACCGCGUUUUGUUCAGCGUGCGAUCGAUCAUAAAGAAGCAGGAACACAACAAACAAACAGCAUCAGCAGCAGCAGCAGCAGCAGCCGCAGCACCAUCACCAGCACGGGGCGGAAGUGAACAUUUCGGCGUGCAAUUUAUUUCGAGCGUGUGAAUCCAUCGUUUGUGUUUGUGUGUGAGCGCGCGUUGCAUUCUGCAUCGUAUCGGAGGCUGCACGAUCGCACCGUGCAAAUCACGACGACCCGCAGUCGAGGGAAGCUGUGCCGCAGUCACAGAGAACGAGAGAGAUAAGUGUGUGUGUCGCGAGUGUGUCUAGUUGCUGUUGGUGGCGCUGCCGAUUAGGGAAGGAAGGAAACGGGCAUCUUUAGCUUCCUUCGCUUACGUGACGAAUCAGUGGUGUGAUUCGUACGCCACAGAAACAAAUCGAAAGAACCACACAAAACAGCCCCAAAAUUCACAGAUCCAAGAUGACCGCCACACCGUCCAGCUCGGCCGUGCGUGCCCUCUCGCUGGAGUACAAAAGCCUGCAGGAGGAACCGGUCGAAGGGUUCCGCGUGAAGCUGCUGAACGAGGACAAUCUGUUCGAAUGGGAGGUGGCCAUCUUCGGCCCGCCGGACACGCUCUACCAGGGCGGCUACUUCAAGGCGCACAUGAAAUUUCCCCCAGACUAUCCAUACUCUCCACCGUCGAUACGGUUUUUGACAAAAGUCUGGCAUCCGAAUGUGUAUGAGAACGGUGAUCUCUGCAUAUCGAUCCUACACCCGCCGGUCGACGAUCCGCAGAGUGGCGAACUGCCGUGCGAACGAUGGAACCCGACGCAGAACGUGCGCACCAUCCUGCUGUCCGUGAUUUCACUGCUCAACGAGCCAAACACCUACUCGCCCGCGAACGUGGACGCGUCCGUCAUGUACCGAAGAUGGCGAGACUCGCACGGCAAGGACAAUGAAUAUCCUAACAUCAUACGACGACAAGCACAGGCCGCCAAGGCGGAGGCCGAAAAGGAAGGCAUCAUUGUACCACUUACGCUAGAGGAGUAUUGCAUCAAGGCGAAAACGAAACCUACCGGCCAGGAACCACAGCUCGAUAUGACGGAUUUCUACGACGACGAUUACGAUCUCGACACCGAAGACGAUGAUAACGCGUCGGUGGAAUCGGACGGCGAUGACAGUGGUAACGGCGAGUCCUAACGAGCUUCUCUCCUCACCACCACCAUCACCGACAACAGGCGGAACGACGGGAGGGUAUUGCAGCAGCAACAGCAGUAGCGGCCGCAUCGAAUCCGAUAGAGUAAACCACCUCCCACCCCCUCUCCGCCCACCACCACCACCACCACCAAAACCCCCAUCCGUCUUGGGAAAGGGGAGCAACAAAUCGGAAGGACGAGAAUGCUGAGAACGUUUGUUUCGAGAGGCGGCAUAUCUAAUAAAGCUUUGCCUUCCGUCGUCACCGUAGCUCGUCGGUUCCGGGUGGGGUGGGAUUGUUUUUUUUUUUUGUGUCUUUGUCCAAUAAUGCGUCCGUGAUGCGGUCCGGUCUCGUGGAAUAAUCGUGCUUGGGACGGCAAAUCUUUGUAGUGGGGAUAAAAAUCGAUUGGUAAAAAAAGGAAGCGGAAAUAAGUCGCAGUCGAGUGCAGCUCCCGUACACGAUGGCACCGACGGCAGAGGGCAAAAGGGGAGGAGGGGAGGAGUAGUAUUUUUUUUUGAUUUGUGGUAAUUAAAAAAAAGAACGAGAACUGAAACACACAUCCUGCU